GAGAACACCCGAUUCCCCAGCUUGGCAAGCGGUGACCGACAAAGCGGCAGCAACAUGUCGAUGGGCCUGGAAAUUGGCGGGAUAUCUCUGUCCGUCUUGGGCUGGAUCGGCUGCAUCUUUUCCUGCGGGCUGCCUAUGUGGCGGGUGACAGCCUUCAUCGGCUACAACAUCGUCACUGCGCAGAUAACCUGGGAGGGCCUGUGGAUGGACUGUGUGGUGCAGAGCACUGGCCAGAUGCAAUGCAAGGUCUACGACUCCAUGCUGGCUCUGGCCCCGGACCUGCAGGCCGCCCGUGCCUUGACGGUCAUAUCUAUCGUCCUAGGCUUGCUGGGCAUCCUUGUCUUCUUGAUGGGGGCGCAGUGCACCAGGUGUAUCGAGGACGAUUCCAUGAAAGCCAAGGUGACCAUCGUCUCCGGAGUCAUCUUCCUGUUGGCCGGUAUCCUGGUCCUCAUCCCUGUCUCCUGGUCGGCCAAUACCAUCAUCCGUGACUUCUACAAUGUGGCGGUGCCCCAAGCCCUGAAGCGAGAGCUAGGAGCUUCUCUCUACGUUGGCUGGGCAGCGGCUGCCCUCUCACUUUUCGGGGGUGCCUUGCUCUGCUGUUCUUGCCCCCCUAAGGAUGACAGGUACAGACCCACAAACACGACCUACUCAGCCCCCAAGUCAACGGUGGCCAGCUACGAAAGGAAGAACUACGUAUGAAGCAGCAGCCUGCCUGGGGCACCAGACUGAACCACCAGUUGCUGCACCUCUGAGGACGCUCCUGACCUUUGCUGUCACUUGCUCAAGAAAAGAGACAUCCAGACAUAUCCCUGGAAGUAAAUAUUCAGAGAUAUGUUCUACUUUAACUUUGGGGACUGAAUGAGGGGCUUUGGGCUAGCAUUCCCCCACCACAAAGUAUUCCUGAAAAGGAGAAGGGGAAACCUUUAGCUCGUCUUCUUGUGGAUAGCCUGUGACUUAAAACACACCCGGCCAUGUCUUGGACUUUCGUUGAGUGCCUCUGCAAGACUGGACCCCCGCUUCCUGUCCCUUGGGCUUUAUCUGCAGUCAUCGAAGGCUGGUGUGGGGCCAAGGUCUGGUUGCGCACUCUGGAAAGGCAGUUGAAGGCGUAGCCUCCACAUUGUUCCCGCUGUUCGCGGCUAGCGCCAGGCCCCUUUUAUUUCCUACCUCAGACCUUUGUUUCUGUAGGGAUUACAUGGGAAAGCGAUCGAUUUAAAGGGCGGGGGACGGAUAGGAUGAUAUUCUAGGGAAUAUUGCCCAGGCUUUUUUAUCGAGUUUUUUUUUAAUUCAGUCUUAAUUAUGAUUAAUGUGUAUAUCCCUCCUUGUUUUAAUCAGUGGGAGCUGCUGUGUUAUUGGAAUCAUUUUGCUAUAUUUCUAGAAGAUAUUCUAGGGGAGAUAGACCAUGGGGAGAGAUGUCCACCAAGUGUGAGAUCUGGUUGAUAUUGGGAACCCUUGAGAGAUGAUGAGUGGUAGGAUACGAUAUCAAACCAGGCCCCCUUUUUAAAGUUUAAAUAGCAGCUUUAGAGCACAGAAUUUGGUCUGAUUGGGCAAAAAGACCUGUGUUCUUGCUGGUUCCAGGGAGGAAUUAAGAUGGCCUCCACCUCCACCUCCUCCACUAUGCUGUGAAAGAGUUCACUCUGGCCCCUGCCCUGAGGUAAUAACUUUGUCCCAAACCGGGCCUCUGGGAAAUAAAUGGUUCCACCCAAGUUAUAGGGAAGUAUCCAUAGUGAAUGGCGAAUUUGCAUUUGAGCAAAGAGUCAGCUGUUGCUGGGAGCGAGAAGAUUGCAAUGGGUUGGUGAGGAAGAAAUAAAGAUGGCCGACAUCUGCCAUUUUUCUCAAGCCCGGCCCUUCAGCACAAGUGGUAACUUCCACAGUCAUCAGAAACAAGCUGUCUAGCAGAUACCAUCACCUCCUGGGAUAGUGGCAACCAUUGGAGCAGGGCAGAAAAAUAUUUAAGAAGUUGCUGGUAAAGUGAACCUUGAUGGGUAGCAGCUGUUCCGACUUUCCAUCGUGGACAUUUUAGCCAGAGAUACCAAGUAGGAUUCCCGUCCAACCAAGCUGGGAGGAAGCCAGGUUCAUUGUUACACGGGGCUUGAGGGCAGCUGACAACUCCCCCUCCCUUGUGUUUGUACAGUUAUAUGGUGUUUCCUUCUUUCUCCCACAAAUAAAACUCUGUUUUAGUAACUUGA
Sphaerodactylus townsendi is the source of this 2186-nucleotide messenger RNA. RefSeq names its product claudin 3 (gene CLDN3). The record is from RefSeq and is a predicted model, not a curated record. NCBI's taxonomy places the organism in Eukaryota, Metazoa, Chordata, Lepidosauria, Squamata, Sphaerodactylidae. The transcript has a single exon. Gene Ontology annotation, cellular component: bicellular tight junction; plasma membrane. Gene Ontology annotation, biological process: bicellular tight junction assembly; cell adhesion. Gene Ontology annotation, molecular function: structural molecule activity. The coding region runs from base 55 to 699 and encodes 214 amino acids.